This is a messenger RNA of Brugia pahangi, 309 nucleotides long. The record is from the annotation of a GenBank genome assembly. NCBI's taxonomy places the organism in Eukaryota, Metazoa, Nematoda, Chromadorea, Rhabditida, Onchocercidae.
AUGGAAUCCUUUAGUCUUCCGGUAACUUAUAUUGGUAGAGUAACAACACUAGAUUCAAACAGAGUUCAGAAAAUCCAAAGGGAACUUGAAGAAGUAAUAAAAAUUGUUCGAAGUGAUAUCGAUCGUAUCAUUGAGCGUGAAAGUCGGCUGAAGAAUCUAACCGUACGCGCCGACGAGAUGGAAGCUCGAGCAGGACAGUUUUCACGCAAGGCAAUUCAAGUUAGACGUAACAUAUGGUGGCGUGGUGCACGUCUGACGAUUACCAUUGUUUGUACUUGUAUGCUCUUCGUCGUCGGUAUCAUUGGUUAG